Molecule: messenger RNA, 1841 nt
Organism: Magallana angulata
Lineage: Eukaryota; Metazoa; Mollusca; Bivalvia; Ostreida; Ostreidae
Product: protein-tyrosine sulfotransferase 2-like
Exons: 3
Coding region: 430-1554 (374 amino acids)
Biological process (GO): peptidyl-tyrosine sulfation
Cellular component (GO): Golgi apparatus
Molecular function (GO): protein-tyrosine sulfotransferase activity
Source: RefSeq, a predicted model, not a curated record
UAUAAGUUUGAUGUCAACACUUAGCGUGUAUGAAUCGAUGCAACCUUAACUGCAGCCCACUGCGAGAAACCUUCUUGUAUAGCUGCAUUAUAGCCAGGGUUCUAAGAUGAAUGCAGGUUAAUUCUUUCCUUUGAGAUUUGGACAUUACUAUUCAUGAUUGAGGUGUAUAAUGGAUUCUUAGCCACUGCAGGAAAUCGGAAACUGCCACAGAUGGAUUAUUGUUAAUUAUUGAGAAAAACUGCUGAUUGAAGUGAACAGUUACAUCAGAAUACUCCUUCAUGCAAUUUUCUUGGAGGACUCUCGAAGAUGGAGCAAUAUUGAAACACUGAUAAUGGACCCACUUUGUGUUCUACCAUUGGACUGUCAGAUGAAAAAUAGCAUUUGCUGACAGGUGAUAAAUGUGGAGUGACAUGGGAGACACUCUGUAGUAUGAAACCCAGACGCUGCAUGCAAAUGAAGAAUUCAAAGAAGUGCUUAUCCUUUAUCCUGUGCAUAGGCACAGUAAUUGUGUUCUAUGGAAUGUUCCAGUGCACUAAUUCCCCUAAAACGUACAUGGUGCCUCGAGAAUCCGUAAAGUUUGUCUAUGAUGAUAAACACUUAGCCAUACCUUACGACCAGAAUUCUCCUCUGAUCUUCAUUGGGGGGAUGCCACGCAGUGGUACCACCUUAAUGAGGGUCAUGAUGGAUGCCCACCCCGAGGUGAGGUGUGGGGAAGAGACUCGUGUGAUACCCCGAAUUCUGGGCAUGAGGAACCACUGGCAGAAAUCAGAAAUUGAGAGGAAGAGGCUUGUAGAAGCGGGCAUCAAUGAUGCUGUGAUAGACUCCGCUGUGUCGGCUUUUAUUUUAGAAAUCAUCGCCAAACAUGGCGAUGCUGCUCCCAGACUUUGUAAUAAAGAUCCCUUUACGUUGAAAUCCAGUCAGUAUCUUAGUAGUUUGUUCCCCAACGCAAAAUUCAUCCUCAUGAUCCGAGACGGCAGAGCUGUCAUUCAUUCAGUCAUAUCAAGGAAAGUGACAAUCUCAGGAUUCGAUCUGAAGAAUCCCAAAAUGUGUCUUGAAAAAUGGAACACAGCCAUGGAAGUGAUGUAUUCUCAGUGCCUGAGAGUUGGACCUAUGAGGUGUAUGCCUGUGUACUAUGAACAACUUGCGCUACAUCCGGAGGUGUGGAUGCAUAGAAUUUUGGAGUUUUUAGAUAUACCAUGGAACAAUUCAGUGCUCCAUCACGAAGACUUUAUAGGAAAACCUGGAGGGGCUUCUCUCUCAAAAACAGAGAAAUCAACAGAUCAAGUGAUCAAGCCCGUCAAUAUAGAAGCGCUGAGCAAGUGGGUGGGAUUCUACUCGGAUGAAACUAUAGCGGACAUGGCCAAAAUCGCGCCCAUGCUGCAAACUCUUGGGUACGACCCCGACAAAAACCCGCCGGACUACGGAAAGCCUGACCCAAAAGUUGCUGACAAUACAAUGCAUAUCAAACAGAACAUGGAGUACUGGAGACAGAAGGAGCAGGAGAUUUUGGCCAAAGAAAAGAAAGCUGUCCACCGCCCAGCUCCUCAGGCUUGAAGACUCUCAUUCUCUUCCCACCCCACCCCCUAAUCAAGAUUCAAGACCCUCCUUCCCCCUCAAUCAAGACCAGUAUUUUCCCAUCACUAGAUUAAUCUCUCUGUAAGAUUAAGCUUUAGGUUGAAUGACAUUUGUUUGUUUGAAUAAACUGUUGUAUAAGGGGAAUAAAACUGUUGAUUUUUUUAUGUAUAAAAGACAGGGUGUUUAUUUUAAUCAACUUCAUUUAGUCCACAAGUUUUUAACGAGAUAUUUUACGUAAUGUACUAUAAUUGAUUAGAUACAUGUAU